This is a messenger RNA of Sycon ciliatum, 4014 nucleotides long. RefSeq lists its product as uncharacterized. The record is from RefSeq and is a predicted model, not a curated record. Bases 146 to 3781 code for a protein of 1211 amino acids. Lineage: Eukaryota; Metazoa; Porifera; Calcarea; Leucosolenida; Sycettidae. The transcript has 17 exons.
GAACCAUGAUUGUAUUCUUCCUUUCGUCUCAAGUGUAGACUUUUUAUUUGUUUGUUGGGUGAAACUGGUGCGGAGAGAUGGUUGCUUCCACACAACGUAUUCAGUGUGUUCUCGUUCCGACGUGACAACAGUUACUAUACCAGCAAUGAACCGAGCAAGACCGUCGCAAGCUAGAAUGGGGAGCAGUACUCGCCUGUCGAGCAGUCGAAAGGGCGAGGACACCAGCGAUGCGGACGGCCUAGAAAGUCGAGGUGUGUCGCCGCUUGAUCCCAGAGUCAAACUUGCCGCUGCAUGGCACGAAGGUCGACCGGAGGGCCCGCCAAUAUUCCGCAUGCAUGGUACUUCUUCACGUACCGACGGAAGACAGCGGCUGGACCAUAGAGGAGUGCGCGGUAGUUCCGCCUCAAACGGCAAUCGGCUUUUGUCGGCAGCUCUGCAGCGAAAUGAAGAGAGUUUCGCUAGCCGCUACGGACCCAAGACGGUUAUCCUAGUCGACAGUGAUGAUCAUCUGAGCAGUAUGUUAGAUGAAUCCUACGUGAGACUCAACAUGAAAUGUCAGAAGAAACACGAGUACAGCAUAGCCAUCGGGGCAUAUCCGUCAAAGUAUUUGGCAUGGGGAGAAGCUAGGAGAUUUGUGCCAUUCACUGGCUUCAUGAAAGCGACAGAGGACAGUCAACUCCUCGCACAUGGUAUGGGCAGUUUUACACUGGGAACGGGUGAUCACUACUGCGGCCAGUUCACCAAGGGAGAGCUGACUGGCUAUGGGAAACGCUUCUACGCACGUACGGGUAGCCAGUACGUUGGUGAAUUUCUCGAGGGAGAACCUCACGGCAGAGGAGUGAUGUCGUACAGUGAUCAUCCGACAUUGAUAACUUUUUCGGGAGAAUGGAGACUCGGUUUUUAUCAUGGACAUGGAGAAGUGCUGUAUAAGGAUGGAAGUGUCUUCAUGGGUAACUUCAAACAGCAUCGUAUCCAUGGUGACGGUCACUUCAAAGGCGUAGAUGGAGUGGAGUAUCGAGGACGGUAUGCCGAUGGCAAGUGCAAUGGCUGGGGAAAGUGCACCUACCCCGAUGGCAGAGUAUAUGAGGGUGUGUGGAAAGAUGGUGUUCGGCAUGGCCCUGGUCUCAUAACCAGUCCAAGUGGAGUGCGCUACAACGGACCGUGGGAAAACGACAGGCCAGCAGGCUAUCCUUUAUCGCUUUGCUGGGCUGGAAGCGGUGAUGGUUUGACAUUACCACUGGGCUGUGCAGUCAGUAUAGCCGUGGCUAUCAAGAACAGCAGACAACAGACCAUGCAUGGAGAGAGCGGCCGUCAGAUAACAAUCAAAGCGUUUCGCCGCCUGAACAAGAAGAAAUCUUUUCAAGAAAUGGAGCAGCAAGAUGAGAUAGAGAAGCUGAUAUACACCAAACUUGGUUUCAAUGUCACACGAGCUUGUAUCUGCAGAUACACACCGCCUGCCAAGCAAGAAAAUGUCAUCUCGGAGAAGGAGGUAAUCACUCUCCCUGAUCCGUUCGCCGAAUCGCCUAAACCGCCGACGCCGUCAAGUGAACAAGAAGGCAACACUCCGUCAGAUCCCCUGCGCCCAUCCAAAGAUGACAAGCCAUCAACGCCCAACACUGGCGAUUCUCCAUCUCCACGCGCCGACUCCGUUAACCGAUCAGGGUCUGAGAAGAGCCUAGGGACCAAGCGAGUACGAGUGCGUCGUAACUACGCAGGUGCUCAUGAGAAACUGGCCGACGUUCUUGCCAAUCUGGAAGCUUCCAUGGAGCAUGUGUUUGCUCUGAAUCCGGGAGUGCGCAAGAUUGACGUUAGAUUUGAGUACGUGAAGAGGGAGAGCAAUCGUCUCAUUGACCUGAAACCGCUGCACGGUGGACGGAUGCGGAACGGUUACUUUGUCUUUCCAAACGUUUUCAUUCAACCGCAUGAUACGAUAAAUGAAGACUUUGGUGAUAAUUACAUCGAACAGUUGUUGGAGGAGCAGGAGAGGGAGGAGCGCAUGACAUCGGCCUUUACAUCAUCUGACAUCGCUCCACUAGUCAUGCACAGUGAUGAACCCAACACAGCUACCAAGGUAUCUGCACCGCAAGUGUGUACACGGCCUGGAAUACAAUUUGAUCCCUUUGCCUACUUUAGAUCGCGCUUUUUACCAAGCCUGCCCGGAACGGCUCUCAGACUAGGAGAGUACGGGCCAGCAAUCACUGCCACUACCACCAAUGCUAAACCUGCUCGAAGGAAAGCACCAGCCGCAGGAGGAGAAGCAGUGAAGAAAGCAAAGAGCCAAGCAAGAGAAGCGAAGAACAUGCAGGCGGUGGAGUGGCCGAAGACACACGGACAAUGGCUGGAUCUACCACCAGCCGGGGACGCCGCAGAUGACAUGAACGCCGAGCAGCUAGCGGCUGUCGCGCUUCAGCAGCACUAUUCCCACGGCAACAAGCACUGGCGACGCGAUCGACUUGUCUACUACUCCAAGCCUGAAGUUGCGCCAAAGUUCAAGCGCUUGGACUUCAUCCAAAGGCCAGUGCUAGUAGAUGAGUUGCCGGUUGACUUGCCGCGUCCCAUCUAUCGUGCCAUUCCUAAAUACAUGUAUGAACAGCAGCAGCAGUGUGAGAAUGUCAGCAGUGCACCACCGCUGGACUAUACAGUGAUAGCACCUACUAACACUGGUGCUCGGCCAUUCUCUCCCAUCAUCACCCAGUGGAAGAACGGCCAACGUGUGACACACCUGCCUGAGCCUAAGUUUCCCGUGGCACCGCGAAGGUUACUGCGACCGGAGCACUGCACUUGCUUUCAGCCGAAAGAGGAAAUAGGUUGGGAGCAACCUUGGAGCCACAAACACAUGCCACCGAGUCGAAUCGUUGACAGUAUGUUCUGCACUGAAGGCGACUAUGUGCUAGUUGUGGAAGAUGUAACCCCGGGUGUUUUACCGUAUGGACAAUGUCUUCCGCCCUGUGUAUUGCAUAUCAAAGUAGAGCGUGACCGGUCGCAGGUGUUCAUCCUUCAGUCUCCCGUACAUGGUGGAGAUGAGAAGCAAGGCAGUGAGGAGUCGACAGUCUUUGGUGAAAACACUUCACUGCUUAGGCCAGGAACUGGUGAGCAAACAGCCGCAGACAUGACACAAAGCCAUGGUGGUAAUGCCUCUGUCCAACCACAGCCGAGCACAACUACUUCCGACUCUAAACUCAAAGAACAAUCCAAGCAGAAUGUGAAGCAACUCCCGAAUGAUAUACCCGCCAGUGGCUCAGACCAACAAGCACGCGAGGAAAGUCGACACUCGGAACGACUGCUGGAAACCGGGUCUCCAAAUGCAGACAUGAACACAGAGACCUUUAUGAUGUCAAUCUGUAAACCCCGCAGUAUUAUUGAACAAUUUGUUCAUGACCGAGCCACUGCCAACCCGCACGAGGACUACAACACGUUCAAGACGUUCAACUGGUCCCGGUAUCCGGCAACCCGCUACCGGGAGGCGUGGGUCGAGUUUGUCAAGUUCCACUGUGUUUACUACUUCAACAAGCAUGCGGGUAGCGAAGAUGCAAUGCUCAAAGAUGCGUGGGUGCGCUUUCAACAGGAGUACUUUGCACGAUUCGGCGCUGAUGAGAGUGAGGACAAGAGUCGUGUGAAGGAAAAACGCCACUGCCCUACUCUGCGUGGCUGGCAGGGCAAUGACAGUGUGUUGGCCGAAUAUCGCCGCUGCUGGCCACUGUGGUUCAACUCAGCGGAGGAGAUGGAGACCUACGUUGCCAUGGAGAUGAACAAGCUAGAGCACCGUGCUAAUCUAGGAUGAUCGGUCAGUGCGGCUAUGUCAUGUGAUCGACAGUGUUAUGUGACCAGGUAUGUCAUGUGAUCGACGGUGUCAUGUGAUCGACAGUGUCAUGUGAUCGACAGUGUCAUGUGGUCGACAGUGUCAUGUGAUCGACAGUGUCAUGUGACCAGCUAUGUCAUGUGAUGAAUGCUGACCUUCAUACGAGCUGUUUGAGUACUUUACCAGUCUUGGCUUAGAUUGGCUAUUUUCCACCA